Dipodomys ordii (Ord's kangaroo rat) is the source of this 1958-nucleotide messenger RNA. It is a transcript of the gene Nfkbie, whose product is annotated as nuclear factor of kappa light polypeptide gene enhancer in B-cells inhibitor, epsilon. NCBI's taxonomy places the organism in Eukaryota, Metazoa, Chordata, Mammalia, Rodentia, Heteromyidae. The transcript is spliced from 7 exons. The coding region runs from base 1 to 1047 and encodes 348 amino acids. Gene Ontology annotation, biological process: cellular response to lipopolysaccharide; signal transduction. The record is from RefSeq and is a predicted model, not a curated record. Gene Ontology annotation, molecular function: protein binding. Gene Ontology annotation, cellular component: cytosol.
AUGGAGGGAGGGGCUGGGAUCCCUGAGCAGAAGGCAGUCCAGGAGGAGCUCUCCAAAAGGACACAGACAUGUGACUGGGGAGAAGAUGGGACAGAGGCAGGGGGUGGGCCCCGGACCCCUCCCCCCGGGACCGACGGGGAGCCACCGGAGAAGGGGGACGCGGAGCGGGCCGACUCCACCUACGGCUCCUCCUCGCUCACCGAGCCCUUGCCUUUGCUGGGGGGCCCCGGGACCGACGACCCGGCCCCCGGCUCGGCGCUGCCCCCCGCGGGGACCCUGAGCCCUCAGCAGCUCGAAGCCCUCACUUACAUCUCGGAGGACGGAGACACGCUGCUCCACCUGGCAGUGAUUCAUGAGGCCCCAACUGUGCUGCUCUGCUGCCUGGCUUUGCUGCCCCAAGAGGUCCUGGACAUUCAGAACAACCUGUAUCAGACAGCACUCCACCUGGCUGUUCACCUGGACCAGCCAGGGGCAGUUCAGGCACUGGUGCUGAAGGGGGCCAGCCGAGUGCUACAAGACAGACACGGAGACACAGCGCUACAUGUGGCCUGUAGGCGCCAGCAUCUGGCCUGUGCUCGCUGCCUGCUGCAGGGGCAACCAGAACCAGGCCGAGAACCACCGCACUCCCUGGACCUCCAGCUGCAAAACUGGCAAGGUCUGGCCUGUCUCCACAUCGCCACCCUACAGAAGAACCAGCCACUCAUGGAACUGCUGCUUCAGAGUGGAGCUGACAUUGAUGCCCAGGAGGGCACCAGUGGGAAGACUGCCCUGCACCUGGCUGUGGAAACCCAGGAGCGCAGCCUGGUGCAGUAUUUGCUGCAGGCUGGUGCCCGGGUCGAUGCUCGCAUGCUCAAUGGAUGCACACCUCUGCACCUGGCAGCUGGCCGGGGCCUCAGGGCCAUCUCAUCCACACUGUGUGAGGCUGGUGCUGACUCCCUGCUGCUCAAUGUGGAAGAUGAGACGCCCCAGGACCUGGCUGAUCCCCUGACACUUCUGCCCUUCGAUGACCUGAAGAUCUCAGGAAAGCCACUGCUGUGUGUUGACUGAACCCAGUGUCCUGAGGAUUCUGCCUCUCCCCAUAUGGAGACUGCAGUUUAGAAACAAGCAAUUCUGGUGUCCUAGGGACUGCUGAGGCCAGAGCCUGGGGCCUGGACAGUCCAGAGCUGAGAGCGAGGAUUGCAAGUGAGAAAAGGCUGUUCUGGAUGGAAGGAAGAACUUCUGGGAUGGACUGGAUGAAGAGUUUUGGAGGACCCUCUCAAAGCCCCAGCUAUCCUGGGUGAAGCCCACUAGCAUCUGUUGAAGAUGGCAGGGGGUGGGUCCCGUAUUUCUACACAUGUUGGAUCAGGCUGAAAUGCCAAGCAGCAGGAAAACAUGGAUCCCUCUGAAUAAGAGACUGCAAGAGGAUAAAGGGAGAGGCCUCAAGGGUCUCAUCUAAAACACUGAUGUUGAAGACUUCUUACAGAAGCCCUGAACUUUGGGAAGGGAUAUUUCAGUAACAUGACACUAAAAUGGCAGACUUAAAAAAAAAAAACAAACAAAAAGUUUUUCUUCUAGAGCUGUUUCUGUAAUUAGGCCUUCCCUGCAAUCUUGUGGCCAAGGUAGAGGCAAAGAAGGAAAUUGUCCCCUGAGCAAGGCUGAAUCUUGCUAGAGCCAGGUAGGGAUCUGAGAAUUCCCAGGUCUGUUUCUGACCAGCACAGCUUCUAUCUUUCCUGUGGAAAUGCAGAAGGAUGGAGAGGGAGGAGGACUGAGAAGAUACAAGCCCUGGGGCUGCCAUCUGUUGGAGCACGGGGAGGCUGAGCGGGGAAACAGCCCUCCAGUUCCCUCCCAUUCCACAGGCUGAGGGCCAUACUGGGUCAGCCUAUGACUGGCAACAAGAACAUGGAGCGGUAAACCACACGGCUUCUGACUGAAAGCUUCUAGUCUAGCAAGACUGACCACCAUUAAAGUCAUCAGCACCA